Molecule: messenger RNA, 1855 nt
Organism: Dicentrarchus labrax (European seabass)
Lineage: Eukaryota; Metazoa; Chordata; Actinopteri; Moronidae
Gene: cd74a
Product: CD74 molecule, major histocompatibility complex, class II invariant chain a
Exons: 8
Coding region: 128-970 (280 amino acids)
Biological process (GO): intracellular protein transport; antigen processing and presentation; immune response
Cellular component (GO): membrane
Molecular function (GO): MHC class II protein binding; macrophage migration inhibitory factor binding
Source: RefSeq, a predicted model, not a curated record
CGCAUCCCUUCACCUUUCUCAGGAACCUGUCUGGUUGUCCUUCCUUAUUUGACCAUUUAUCUACUUGAACAGCUGUGCUUCGUGUAUUUCGUUGCUUUGAAGCGGCUGAGAGAAUCGUCUGGGACAGAUGGCCCACUCUGAAGAUGCACCCCUGGCCACAGGGAGUCUGGCAGGCAGCGAGGAAGCCCUUGUUCUCUCUGGAAGACCAAGAGGGGGCUCCAACAGCCGUGCCUUGAAGAUAGCAGGCCUGACAACCCUGGCAUGUCUGCUGCUGGCCAGCCAGGUCUUCACUGCCUACAUGGUAUUCGGCCAGAAGGAGCAGAUCCACACGCUGCAGAAGAACUCGGAGAGAAUGACCAAGCAGCUGACCCGCUCCUCCCAGGCGGUGGCUCCAGUGAGGAUGCACAUGCCCAUGAGCAGCCUUCCUAUGCUGAUGGACUUCACGGAUGAGGACUCCAAGGCAACCAAGACACCCCUGACUAAACUGCAAGACACUGUUGUCAGUGUGGAGAAACAGGUGAAGGAUCUCAUUCAGGACUCCCAGCUGCCACAGUUCAACGAGACCUUCAUGGCCAAUCUGCAGAGCCUGAAGCAGCACAUCAAUGAGAGCGAGUGGCAGAGCUUUGAGUCCUGGAUGCGUUACUGGCUGAUCUUCCAGAUGGCCCAGAAGACACCUGUGCCCCCAACAGCUGACCCAGCCUCUUUGAUCAAGACCAAAUGCCAGAUGGAGGCAGCACCUGGACCCAGCAAGAUCGGGUCCUACAAGCCCCAGUGUGACGAGCAGGGCCGCUACAAGCCCAUGCAGUGCUGGCACGCCACUGGCUACUGCUGGUGUGUGGAUGAGACUGGCACAGCCAUUGAGGGCACCACCAUGCGCGGCCGCCCCGACUGCCAGAGAGGCUCAAUGCCUCGCCGUGUGAUGCUUGCACCCAGGCUGAUGCAGAAGACCCUCAGCUUUGAUGAUCAGUAAAAGUCUUGGAUGCUUCUUUGAUCCACCAAUCUUCGCGGGCAUGACAAAUCUGUAAUUUUAAGCUGGAUGCUGACCCACAUGCCAAUUUCUUUUAAUUCCAUAAAUCAGUUAAUCUUUCAUGUAUUCUCUUGAUUUUAACCAUUCUCCUGGCUGCUUGAAAUCAAAUCAAUAGAGGCCUGUUACAGUUUAUUGCUUUUAAUAUUUGCAGUUUUUGUCUUUAAAACAGAAUGAUUUUGGGGUGUUCUCAUUGACAUUUUUAUCCUAGAUGUUCAUAUCAUCUUCAGUAUAUUAAAGUGUGUGUGUAAUAAACAUGUCUGUCUCUGAGGAAUGCUUAAAGGGUCGGUUCACCCAUUUUACAUAUUUCCCCCUUACCGCUACUAGGUUUUACUUACCCAUUUUUCAAGAUAUCAUCUCUGAGGUGUAUGCCUCAAGAACCCUGCAAUGGAGGAGAUUGUUUUUUUUGUGGUGCACACAGCAUUGAAAAAUUAUAUUUAACAAUAUAGUCACACUCUUUACAGAAACAGUGUCCCCUGUUUCUCUGAAUAACCCGCAGACCACACUGGGGACAGUUUUCAUAGGCAUUAUUUCUUUGGUAGUAUUUCCAAUAAAAACUGUUGCCAGUGUAGUCUGUGGGCCAUUCAGAGUAAUGGGGACACGGUUUCUUGAAAGAGAUGUGGCUGUUUAAUUGUUGGAAUGUUUUUCAAUGCUGCAUGGACCACCAAUGAAAACCCAGCUACUUGUUUUACUUUUUAAGUUUAAUUUUUUUCAUUGGGGUGAACCAGCCCUUAGAAGUGUGCGACACUGUGACUGUAUGAGGGAUUGAUUUUCCUGUGUAGGUAUUGUAGGUAUGUGUUAAGAAGGCUAAAUAAAGUUUUCCUAACCACA